AUGUAUUCAUCUAGUAAAGAAAAACGUUUUUUUUUUUUUUCAAUAGUAUUUUCUGGUAAACGUUUAUCAUCACCAAAACCAAUUCAUUUACGUACAAAACCAUUAUCAAAUGAAUAUGAAAUAUCAUCGAAUCAUCAUCGUAAUUCAACAAAAGAAAAUCUUUCUAAAUCAUUUAUUAUUCGUCGACGACCAAUAUCAAAUGAUAAUGAAAAUAGUCUUAUUAAAUCUCAAUUAUUUAAUUAUAAUCAACAAUUACAACAAAAUACAUUUAAUGAUGAUGAUGAUAGUGAAAAUGAACAACAACCAAAUAAUAUUUCAACAACUAUAUUUAAUAUUGAACCAUCAACAUAUUAUACAACAACAACUCAUAAUUUUGAUAAUAUUGAUAUACAAAAAUUUCAUGAUCAAAUUAAAACAGUAAUGGGUCAAUUAAUUCCAUUUAUGAGAUUACAUGUUAAUGAUAUAUGUAAUCAAUCGAUUCUUAAUCAUAUUCGUGAUCGUAUUAUAUUUUCAUUUAAACAGCAACCUGAUACUGCUCAAUUAGUUCGUCAUUUUCAAAAUCAAUUUUCUGAAUUACUUGAAAAAGCAAUUGAAAAAUAUUGUGGAACAAUUAUUCGUGAAUGUGCUAAUGAUCUUAUGCGUGAUAUAUCUGAUGUUGCUUUUGAUGAAUUAAUUAAAUAUAAAAUCUAUCAAAAUACAAAUAAUGUUCAAACAACAAAUAUUAAUGAACAAAUGACACAACCAUUAAGUAAACAACAAGAUGAUUAUUCAAAUUUAUAUGAGUCAUCAGUUCGACAAUAUGCACAACAAACAUCAUCUGUUGACGAUAUAGAAAAUGAUAAUAAAUAUCAUAUUGAAUUAGCUGAAUCAGAAAAUCGACCAUUAACACUAAUUGGUAGUGAUGAAGAAGAUAAUGAUUCUGAUCAAGAAGAAAAUAAAGAUAGUGAAUUAGAAACAGCUGUAUCACGUCAAGAAAUUAAUUUGAAUCAAAAUGAAAUAACAUCAUCAAGUGAACUUAAUUCAAAUGGACAUGAAUAUAUAAUUGUUCAUCAUUCAAUACACAGUGAAAACCAUAUUGCUGUUGACAAUGAUGCUAUACCUAAUGAUGAAGAUAAAACAAAUGAAAAUCAAGACGUUGUCGAUUCAUAA
Rotaria sp. Silwood2 is the source of this 1149-nucleotide messenger RNA. Lineage: Eukaryota; Metazoa; Rotifera; Eurotatoria; Philodinida; Philodinidae. The record is from the annotation of a GenBank genome assembly.